Messenger RNA from Trichomonas vaginalis G3, 2493 nucleotides. Its product is annotated as armadillo (ARM) repeat-containing protein family. NCBI's taxonomy places the organism in Eukaryota, Parabasalia, Trichomonadida, Trichomonadidae. The transcript has a single exon. The record is from RefSeq and is a predicted model, not a curated record. Bases 1 to 2493 code for a protein of 830 amino acids.
AUGGCCAAAACUUUAACAAAUAAUGACGCAAAUAAACCACCGUCUAAUGGAAAACAACAAAAACCAGAACCCUCUGAAGAAAAGGCAAAAAAAGAGUUAAUUGAUUACCUAUUUGAAGGUAUUGUAACUUUUGAUGGACAUUACAAUGAGAAAAGCGCCAAAGACAUUGAAAAAGAACAAACAAACGAGCGCGUGAUUGCGAGUAUGGCAACAGCUACAUCAGAUACCUUAAAAAAUAUAGAAAAGUGUAAUAUUUUAUGGAAAAAACACGAAGCUGCAUCAUGUUCGAAUCUAGUAUCAAGUUUAUUUAGUUAUUUUUCGAUUCAAAAACAAUAUAUAUAUGUUAAUUUACCAAUUUUACUGGCCAAUUUGAUUGAAUUCCUACUCAAAACAGACAAUUUAGAUGAUUUUUCUUUUGAAAUUGUUACACAUCGAAAAUUUAUUUUUUCAACUUAUGAAAACCUUUUAGAUUUAGAUCAGGCAUUGAUAUCAUUUUUAAAAGAAGUAUAUGAGCGUAAUCUCAUUACAAAAAAGAAUCCAAUGUACAAAUAUAUGCUUUACACGUUAUUUGACUUAUUAGUCGAAGCUCUCAAAGAUAUUACACUUUCAAAUGCAAUAAGAAAAGCUGCACUCGAAUUCUUCAAUACAAAUCUUUUAGUUUUUUCAGAAUUAUUUAAAAUUCCAGAAAAAAACAAUGCUUUUUUGGAAGGAAUUAUUAAAAUUUUGGAAGAUCAGAUCAGUGAUAUUGAAAAAACUAUUUUUAAUUGCUUGAAACUCUUUAUUAAUAAAUUUUAUCCAAAUAUUGAACCAAAAAUCUUGGAUUUUUAUCGUAUAGUUAAAGAAAGGAUUAACAAAGGAAUUCGUGCUUACGAUACGCAAAACAAGGAAUCAUUUCAAGUCAAAGAUAUGAAUUAUUGUUUUAUGUUUUGGACAAAGUUAGCAAAAAUCGAAUACAUGCUCAAAAAUAACACAGAAACCAAUAUAGUAUCAAAGAACUAUAUUCUUGGCAGCUAUAAUGUAAUUAUGGAAUUAAUUUUUGAGUUAUUAAAGAAGAAUGAGCCAAAACCAUCCAUUGAUGAACCAUAUAUACUUGAAGAUAUCAUGCCAGAGGCAAUUGCUAUGGAUUGCAUGAUGGAAAUGUUUUAUUUGAUUCCUACCGAGAUUUUUAUUUUCAUUUAUAACAAAUUAUCAUCGUAUCCUUCUGAGAAUGCAAAUGAAUUUUAUGCCUGCACCCUUAUGCUCUCUUAUUUCGUUCACAAAACUAAUGAUGAAAGAUUUAAGCAGUUUUUCUUUGAAAAACUAAAUAUAUUAUUGCAGAAUUCAUCAAUUCUCAAUGGAUCUAUCCGAUAUGCAAUAGUAUUUACCAUUUCAAAGAUAAUUGGCUUUUAUCCAGAAUUAUUAAUGACGGAUAUAGACUUAGUUCGAACAAUCUUCGACUUGAUUAAAAAGCAACUUGAUUCCCAUAGUAAACAUUUCGUAAGGUUGGCCCUCUACCUUUAUUCCAUACUUUUAUCUUCAUCUCCAAUUGAUUCUCUGAACGCAACAAGAGAAAACUUCAUGAUAUUUGCAACAGAAGAGAUCUCAAAACAAGAUCGUAAAGAAGAUGACUGCUGUAGAUAUGUUUUUGACUGUUUAAUUUCAAUUUUCCAUCGUUCUCCCGUCAAUCAACAGUAUUAUAUAUGGUCAGAAGCUCUUAAAAUGCAAGAAUGCACACAAUACCUCUGUACUGCUCUAACAUUUUUCGGUUUGGUCAAACCAACAGAUGAAUUAUUGGAUCAAACAGUCAAAUUUUUGAUCGAAGACUCGAAAAAAUACGCUUUUGAGGAAUCAUUUUGUGCUCUCGUGCAGAUGUUCCGAUGGAUUUCCCCUGAACAAGCCAAGAAUUAUGUUCCACAAUGCUUAGAUAGCAUCCAAAGUGCAAUAGAAUCAAAGGACAAAAACACCAUUGAAGCAUUUGAGCUUCUUCUUGGCUUCUUGGCCGUAAAUUACCAAGAAAUGUUCAAGAUCCACUCAAAAGAAAUUGUUUCAAGCCUGAAAGCGAAUCUCAAUGACGACACAAUGUUGCUGCAAUUAUAUGUAGCUACAGCAGCUGCACUUUGCGACAUUGCUCAGGCUUCUUUUGAAUUUAUUAAACAAGAUUCAAAGGAAAUUGCAAAGAGAUUACUUGAAUUAUGCCAACAAUAUACAGAAGAACCAAUUAUUGAUGCUACUUUCACGUUAUUACGUACUAUUCUUGAGAACAACUACGAAAUCGGAAAAAUUAUUUUUAGAGACAUUUUCAAAGUUAUCAAAUUAAUACAUAAAGGGAAUAAGUACACAGACCAAAUUGCUCAGUCGAUAAUCAACGUCAUUUUGAUCUUGAAUUCACAUUAUUCACGUGAAAUCAGCUUUUUAGUAAUGAAUGAGAGUGUAGAAUGGAUUACAAGGAAGGCACAUAAUAGUCCAGAUAACCUUGUUGCAAUGGUUGCAAACGAACUCUUGCAAAUGUUAUAA